Alosa sapidissima (American shad) is the source of this 1896-nucleotide messenger RNA. Its product is annotated as CAP-Gly domain-containing linker protein 2-like. The record is from RefSeq and is a predicted model, not a curated record. Bases 1 to 1788 code for a protein of 595 amino acids. The transcript has 12 exons. NCBI's taxonomy places the organism in Eukaryota, Metazoa, Chordata, Actinopteri, Clupeiformes, Clupeidae. Gene Ontology annotation, molecular function: protein binding.
AUGCAAGGCAUUUGGUUUGUGGCGUUACUCCUCUGUGUCUCCCAGGCCCAGGGGCAGCCCGUGGACACCAAUGGGAAUGAGAGGACCAGCCUGCUGGAAGUCAUGGCCGAGCUGCGGGACCUCCAGGCGACCGUGAAGAAACUGGGCGAGGUGUCCAUCGCACAGAGCAAGGAGCUGACGGCGGCGCAAGCCGCGGUGUCGGCUGUGGAGGCACGUCUGCAGGCCAGCGAGAGCCAGGUGGAGUCGCAGCAGGCGAUGCUGGGGGACCUGAGGGUGAAGCUGAACCAGCAGGAGAUGCAGCUGGAGUCCACCCGCCAGCAGUUGGGAGACCUGAGAGAGUUCAACGCAGUCAUGGAUGUCAGACUCAACACCACCGAGGUGCAGGUGAUGGGGCUGAAGGAGGUGUCUGCAGCCCAAGGCCUUGAGAUCGGAUGUGCAAAGGCCAGACUGGACGUGAGCGAGAAAGACAUGAAGGAGGUUAAGACCCAGGGUGAAGCCCAGGCAUCCAAAAUCAAUGCUCUGGAGGACCGGUCAAGCUCAACGGAGAGCCAGGUGCUGGGACAGCAGGCAGAGAUGGGGGGAAUGAAGGAUGAGAUUGACGACCUGAAAAAGGAGAUUUCUGGUAUAAGUGGAGAGGGAGUCGUGGUGGAUCUGAAGGCUGACAUUGAGAGUUUGAAGAAUGAAAAUGCAGCCCAGGCUCUGGAACUGAAGGCUCUGGGUGACAAGAGCAGCUCCACGGGGGUGCAGGUGGAGGAGCAGCAGGCCGCUGUGCUGGAGCUGAAGGCCACCGUGGAGGGCCUGAGAGGAGAGAACGCAGCCCAGGCACGGGAGCUGACAGCGUUGGGGGAGAAGUCCAGCGCCACCCAGAGUCAGGUGGAGGUACAGACGGCUGCCGUGGUUGAGCUGCAGGCAGAGGUGGAAGGCCUGAAAGUACAGACCACAGCCCAGGCCCUGGAGCUUGACGCGCUCAGUGACAUGGCGAACUCCACGGGGAGCCAGGUGGCAGAGCAGCUGAUUACAGUGGCAGGGCUGCAGGUGGCCGUGGAGACUCUGACGAGCCAGAGCUCAGCACUGGACGCAGAGCUGGAGGCUGUUGAUAUGAAGGCCACCUCCGUUGAGAUGCAGGUUGGGGAGCAGCAGGCUGCAGUGGUGGAGCUCAAGGCGAAAGUAGAGGGACUGCAGACUGAGAAUGCAGCUCAGGCCACAGAGUUGAAAACACUUGGUGGUCAGUUCACAGACCAUCAGGGCAUGCUCGAUACACACGCUCUCAUCAUGACUGGGACGUAUAAGGCUGUGGAGGUCCUGGUUAAUGACGUUGGUGCCCUGAAGGAGCAUGUCGCGGAUCUGGUAGAUGGAUCUGGAGGAAGCUCUGGAGGUGGAGCCGUGGUGGCCUUCUCAGCUGCCUUGGGCGUCUCCGGAAAGUUUGGUCCUUAUAAUUCAGAACAUGUCAUCAGGUUCAAAAAUGUCAUAACUCGCGUUGGCGAAGGCUAUGAUCCUAAGACAGGCAUUUUCACCGCUCCCAUCAACGGAGUUUACUACUUCAGCUUCACCACCGCUGGCGUCUCCGACUACUACAGCCGCGGUGUGAUCUUCUACAAGAACACCACUCAGAUCAGUCACGCAAGCGAGAGAAGCCGCAAUGAUGGCUAUGGCCACGUGACUAGCAGCGCCACACUGCAGCUGGUCAAGGGCGACCGCGUCUACCUCAGCCUCAGCCGCAACUUCCAGCUCCACGAUGACAAGAACAACCACAACACCUUCAACGGAUUCCUCAUCUCCUCCAACUGAUCCAUGUGUGUUGUUGAGGGUUUUGCCGUGGAUGUAUGGUCAGAGUAAAGCCAUCUGAAGUUGCGUGUGAAGUGUUGUGGAUGAAUAUGACGUUCCUCGUGUUCUUUG